AUGGUUCAAGGGAAUAUCAAUAAUCCAAGUCUAGAUCUUUUGGAUGCAUUCCCCUUUCAAGAUGGAGAUCUACAACUGGUUGUCCUGUUGUUGUCGUUGAGGAUAUCAACUUUAUUUACCUUUGAUAACAUGAAUCUCUUUACUCGUCUUCGGAAUAAUGCCAAAGGGAAAGCCCCAGAACAGACACAGGACCAAUCACAUCUCGAUCCACACCAAUGGAAACUUCCAUCUACCUACGUAACAUCAACCCAACCUGGAACGAAGCCGACGAUAAUUCCCGAUCCAAAGGUUUUUGCCAAUGUGUUCUCUAUUCCGACUGAAUUUGAGCCUGUUAGAGUUGAGACACUGCUGGCAUAUCCCGAUGCCAGCCAUGCUGCUGUACAUCUCGCAUUGCUCGAGUGUUUCCGCAACUUGAGAGCCAGCGCCAGAGCUCUUGACGUCAGUGUCGUCCAACCACCAUCGUACAAUGAGAAGUCUACAGGAGGGUUAUCUUCUGAAACUGCUCCAUUGCCGGAAUCUCAAAGAUGGGAUUUUCUUAUCAAGUUGGCUGUCACACGCUUCAUGGCUUGGUGGGAUAACAUUGAUAUGGUGUUAAACCAUGCCAGUGUUUAUUCUCAUCAUGCUGGUAGCCAUGUUGCCCUCCAACUUACAAAAGAUUACCUCCCACCUCUGGAUAUACUUCUUGUGUGGUAUUCUUUGAUGCUCAACACGGAUGUUUACGAUACUGCGUGCCAAGCUCAUGGUAGCAAUGUUGCACGUCUCAAGAAUCUGUGCUUUCCCUGGCCAGCUAUACGCGAUAUUAUCGAUAUGGACAAGAUGGAAUAUGAACUACCCCGCGCCGCUCAGAACCUUUUCAGAAAUCUAUCAUCCCAGUCCUGCGAUAUAUUGACAUAUCUUGACAGCCCCCCAGCCUACACUGAUUCCGGGAAAGUCUCAUUCAAGACAGAUCUCUUCAGUGAAGUCAAGAAGCACGAUAAGUUUAUCAAUGAAUCUCAUCAGCGACUUUGGAUACGUUCGCCUGCUUUGCAUGGAUCCCUGGGUCGUGCAGGCGGGGAGUAUCUAGACUUUCACCUCCGAGAGCCUAAUGUUGUUGAGGAUGAUGUGUUGGAAAGUUUGUCCUUUGGCGUUCAAUUAUUUUGGAGGACACAUCGCCUGUUUCCAAGGCAGUACAAGGCUUUCCUGGUGGAGAUAAGGAGGAACAAGGGAGAACCCAGCUCAAAAGAGGAUUUGAAAAUAAUUUUGGAUGGGGAAGACGAGGCACUUGAGUCCAGCCAGUGUUGUUGCUGCUGGAUCUGUGAACGAAUCCGAGACGAUGUCCCAGAAUUUUAUCACGCCCAAUCAUUAUCGGUACCAUCCUCUCCGACUACCGCCGUGCCACAAGAUACGGUUCAGAAACAACUUUCAUCACUAUCUUCAGAGCAAAUCCGCCAAAUACAAGACGAUCUAGGUUUCUACCUUGCCGUCCAAGAUGCACGCAAACGCCAAAUCCCUCUACCUACGAGACCACCCACUACAGCAGAGAAAGAAGCUGAAAAGAUAGCUGAACAGAAGAAGAAAGAGGCUGGAUAUUUACCAGGGUUGAAUGAAUAUGUCGAGGUUUUGCCUGAUGGGACCCGUAAGAUACGGCAGAGAAAGGCCAAGGGGAAUAGAUAUUACUACAUGAUGGCUUUGUAA
This is a messenger RNA of Fusarium pseudograminearum CS3096, 1674 nucleotides long. RefSeq lists its product as uncharacterized. Bases 1 to 1674 code for a protein of 557 amino acids. NCBI's taxonomy places the organism in Eukaryota, Fungi, Ascomycota, Sordariomycetes, Hypocreales, Nectriaceae. The record is from RefSeq and is a predicted model, not a curated record. The transcript is spliced from 3 exons.